Molecule: messenger RNA, 657 nt
Organism: Dracunculus medinensis (Guinea worm)
Lineage: Eukaryota; Metazoa; Nematoda; Chromadorea; Rhabditida; Dracunculidae
Source: the annotation of a GenBank genome assembly
AUGGAAUAUUUGAAACGUAAUCAAAAAAGAAUGCUGGCUCCGAUAGUUGUCGACCACACAUCAACUCCAUCAUUAUUUCCUCACGAUGAUGAUAUUAUUGAGUUGUUACGGUGUAACGAAUUUGAUGUGCGCUUACAGACAUUGAAUCGUUUAUCGGCAUUAAUUAAGCGCGAUCCGGAGUGGUUUCCAAAAUUUUCAAAAAAGGGUGACUUGUUCAAGCAAUUGGAUCGUUUACUUAUAGAUGAUCGAUGGGAAGUUCAACAUCAAUGUAUCAAAUUUAUUUUGGAUGCGUUGCCAACUUUUGGCAAUAAUGUCGAGUGGUGUGUAUCAUAUUUAUUGCCACGUAUAGUAACAAAACUCGGUAGCUCGAAAAUAACGGUUCGACGUAUCACCAACCAGAUGGUCACCACAUAUUUAAAGCUGCAACCAAAUGCUGUUAAUUUAUUACAGAAAAUUCUUGUGGAUUGCUUAUUAGAUCGAGAUGUUGAUUUAAAAGUGAAAAAUGAAGUAUUAAACGAAUUAUCAAAUCUAUUUAUUCCUGAAUGCGCAACAAAUAACUGGACAACUCUUGUUGACGGUUUGACGCAAUUUAUGCUGGGUGCCGAUGUAAACCUUCAAGAAAAAACUGCAGUCAUUAUUGGGAAAAUUAAUGGUUAA